Messenger RNA from Exophiala xenobiotica, 2038 nucleotides. RefSeq lists its product as uncharacterized. Gene Ontology annotation, molecular function: N,N-dimethylaniline monooxygenase activity; flavin adenine dinucleotide binding; NADP binding. The record is from RefSeq and is a predicted model, not a curated record. Lineage: Eukaryota; Fungi; Ascomycota; Eurotiomycetes; Chaetothyriales; Herpotrichiellaceae. The coding region runs from base 304 to 2004 and encodes 566 amino acids. The transcript is spliced from 7 exons.
AAUGGCUCACCAGCCGUUCUUCGAAGCCUAACGGUCGUCACCGUAUAGCCGACUCCCGAGGGCCAACAUACCCCAGGCGAAAGGACAUGUUGCAAGCGAGGCAAGAUGUUGCCAUCCCCGCAUCGCUUCUCCAGCUGCUGUGCCAUGUCGUUAUCAAGCACUCUGCCUAGAUCCACGGCUUUUGCUUCGAAGUACUCAUCUCAUCAUUUUAUGUACGCAGGAAUCCACCUUCCCAUCAAUGCGACAUCUUUGGCAUGAUCGCUAGUUCAAGUAUCUUGUCCAGCAGCAUCGAACUCUGCCGCAAUGCCGCUCAAGCGCGAUAUCAGCAAUGUGAAUGAUGAAAACAGCCCUAUCACAAAUGGAGUCGAGACGAAUGGCCUUCUACAGCACGAUGAGUCCCAGCUUCUCGAUAUGCUCAUCGUUGGCGCCGGAUUCGCCGGAGUCUACUUGCUUCAUCAGUUGAGAAAGCGAGGUUUUAAUGCGAAGAUAGUUGAGGCAGGUUCCGACCUUGGAGGCAUAUGGUACUGGAACCGAUAUCCCGGAGCGAGAGUUGACAGUCAAUACCCAGUCUAUGCGCUCUCGAUCCCGGAAGUCUACCAAGAUUGGACGUGGUCUUCGCACUAUCCAGACCACGCCGAGCUGCGGGAGUAUUUCAAGCAUGUUGAAGACAAACUCCAAGUUAAGAAGGACUGCGUCUUCAACACCAAAGUCGUUGCAGCCGAGUGGGACGAUAAUACUUGUUCGUGGACCAUAAAAUGCGAUACUGGAAAAGUAUUCAAGGCCAAGUUCUGGACAGCAUGUUCUGGGUUUGCAACUCGGAGACACUUCCCAGACUGGGAGGGCCUGGAGGAUUUCAAAGGGGUCAUCCACCACUCCAGCUUUUGGCCGAAAGAUGGUGUUGACGUGAAGGGGAAGAGGGUGGCCGUGAUAGGGACAGGAGCAACGGGUGUUCAGAUAACUCAAGAGUGGGCCAGAGAGAUCGGCGAAGACGGCCAUCUCGAAAUGUGGCAACGAACACCCAAUCUAGCCUGCCCCAUGAACCAACAGUAUAUGACGAAGGAAGAACAGGCGAAAUUACGAGAUGAACUAGGCACAAGAUUCGCGGAGCGUAAUAACUACUAUAACGGCUUCCUAUAUCAGUGGCGUGAGAACUUGACAUUCGAUCACAAUGAGAAGGAAAGGGAAGAGUUUUAUUGGACACUGUGGAAGAUGGGCGGCUUCCGAUUCCUCAUGAACAACUAUUACGACAUGACUCGCGACUCAACCGCAAAUCACGAAGCGUACAAUUUCUGGCGCGAUCGUGUGAGAGAACGUGUCCACGAUCCGAGAAAGCAAGAACUCCUCGCCCCCUGGGAACGUCCACAUCUCUUCGGCGGAAAACGUUUGUCGCUGGAACAGGACUUUUAUGACCAUUUCAACAAGCCUAACGUGGACGUUGUCGAUGUUCGGAACAAUCCUAUCAAACGGUUCGUCUCUGAUGGCAUCAUCCAGGAAGAUGGCACAUUCCAUAAACUUGACAUCGUCGCGCUCGCUACAGGAUUUGAUUCAAUCACUGGCGGUCUGAAGGACAUGAAGAUCUCGGGUGUCGAUGGCGAGAUACUGACUGAGAAAUGGGCCAAGGGCACUUGGACUUACUUGGGAAUUUCGACGGCACGAUUUCCUAAUUUCUUCUUUACAUAUGGCCCUCAAGCGCCGACCGCCUUUUCCAACGGCCCAUCAUGCAUCGAGGUGCAAGGCGACUGGAUUGUCAAUGUUCUAAGCGACAUGCGAGAAAAAGGGUUGAAGAAGAUCGAUGCGAACAGGAAGGCAGAGGAAAAUUGGAGAGCACUCGUAUUCGAGUUGAUCAACGAUACACCGCGAGGAAAGGUCGACUCGUGGUACAACGGCGCCAAUAUUCCGGGCAAGCCCCGGGAGCAUUUGAACUAUGCAGGAGGCAUUCCGAGGUAUAAGAAGACGCUCGAGAAUGUUAGACAAGAUGGAUAUGAAGGUUUCGUCGUAUCCUGAGGUGAUUAGAUUUGGAUUUGAAUUUGUUGUCAAU